UGUUAUUUGGAGAAUUGCGUUAAAAAGCAACACUGCUUCAUACACGUGCAACCGGUAUUUUAUUUAUAAAAUUUUGCAAUACACUUUAACUAAAUUACAUUAAACAUUUAAAUUUAUUUUAUUAAUUAUGGGUAAGAAGGAUAAGAAUAAGAAGAAAGGUAAAGGUGCUGAAAAGACGGCAAUGAAAACGGAUAAGAAAUUGGCAGCCAAACAAAAGCGUUUGUUGGAGAAGCUUGGUGAGACUGAUAUAGCAGAGGUGGUAGCUAAAUUAGAGGCUGAGGAAACACGGCGUAAAACCGUGACGGAAGAGAUUUGUUCACCACCAACGCCACGUUCAAAUUUCACUUUGGUCGCUCAUCCAGAAAAAGAAGAGCUCAUACUUUUUGGAGGAGAAUUUUAUAAUGGUCAACGCGUUUGCGUUUACAAUGAUUUGUUUUUCUAUAAUAUUGCGAAAAAUGAAUGGAAGCAAGUGCAAUCACCAGCAGGACCAGCACCACGUAGCGGUCAUCAAAUGGUGGCUGUAGCAACGGAUGGCGGCCAAUUAUGGGUUUUCGGUGGAGAGCAUGCCAGUCCGUCGCAGCUGCAAUUUUAUCAUUAUAAAGAUCUUUGGGUGAUGCGUAUGAAAACGCGUACAUGGGAAAAAGUGAAUGCACCAAAUGGACCAAGUGCCCGUAGCGGUCAUAGAAUGGUUGCGAACAAAAAACGUCUAUUUAUUUUCGGAGGCUUCCACGAUAAUAAUCAGUCUUACCGAUAUUUUAACGACGUACACAUAUUUUCUUUGGAAUCAUAUGUUUGGUUGAAGGUCGACGUAAGUGGUGCCCUUGUACCAGCACCGCGUUCCGGUUGCUGUAUGGCAGCUUGUCCCGAUGGCAAAGUGCUUAUAUGGGGUGGUUAUUCAAAGGCAGCAAUUAAGAAAGAUGCCGACCGUGGUGUUGUACACACAGAUAUGUUCUCACUUGUGCCUGAUAAGACCAAUCCUGAUAAAUUUAAAUGGGUCACAGUAAAACCUGGUGGUUAUAGGCCACUGCCACGGAGUAGUGUUAGUUGUACGACAGCUCCUAAUGGUAAGUCGUAUUGUUUUGGUGGUGUCAUGGACAUUGAUGAAGAUGAGGAAGAUAUAAAAGGACAGUUCGGCGAAGAGCUUUUAUCAUUGGACUUAACUACGCAAACCUGGCGAUUAUUAGAAAUAGCUAAAAAGGAAAAAAACGUUAACAAGAAAAACAAAGAAACAACGGCGCAGGAUGUCGAAAUGGAAGUGGCUACAAACUCUGCUGAAACCACAAGUACAGAUGGCGUAUUUACCGUUACAGUGGCAGGACCUAGUAUAAGUAGCAACGCGUCUUUACCGAAAGUACCCAGUUUGUUUCCAAAUAGACGACCGAAGAAUGUGCCUUCACCCCGCAUGAACUCUGGUUUAUGCGUCUCCAAAGGUGUCCUAUACGUAUAUGGUGGGCUUUAUGAGGAAGAUAACAAACAAUACACAUUCAACGAUUUCUAUGCUUUGGAUUUGCAUAAAUUAGAUGAAUGGAAAUCUAUCAUUACCAACGAUAUGAACGCACAUGAAUGGGUUGACAGUGAAAGUAGCGAUUCGGAUGAGAAUGAUGAUGAAAGCUCUGAAAGUGAUAGUGACAGUGAUGACGAUGAAAAUGACGCGGGAAUGGAAACUGAUUAAUUGUUAAUUACAAUAAUUAAUAAACUCAGAUAUUACAUAGAUGUUCGUCUUUGUAAGUCUUUUAGAAAAAUA
Molecule: messenger RNA, 1744 nt
Organism: Bactrocera dorsalis (oriental fruit fly)
Lineage: Eukaryota; Metazoa; Arthropoda; Insecta; Diptera; Tephritidae
Product: kelch domain-containing protein 4
Exons: 4
Coding region: 128-1672 (514 amino acids)
Molecular function (GO): protein binding
Source: RefSeq, a predicted model, not a curated record